AUGGACCCCAAAAACACCCAACUCCGAAUCUUCUUCUUCCCCUUCAUGGCUCAAGGCCACACAAUCCCCGCCAUAGACAUGGCGAAGUUAUUCGCCUCUCGCGGUGCCGAUGUCGCCAUUAUCACAACCCGUGUCAACGCCCCUCUAAUCGCUAAAUCAAUCAACAAAUUUGAUCGUCCAGGCCGGAAAAUCGAGCUUCUGAUCAUCGAUUUCCCUUCCGUGGCUGUCGGAUUGCCGGACGGUUGUGAGAGUCUCGAUUUAGCUAGGUCACCGGAAAUGUUCCAGAGUUUUUUUAGGGCAACCACCAUGUUGGAGCCUCAAAUCGAUCAGAUUCUCGAUCAUCAUCGUCCUCACUGCCUCGUUGCCGAUACAUUCUUUCCAUGGACGACUGAUUUGGCUGCAAAGUACGGGAUUCCUAGGGUUGUGUUUCAUGGAACUUGUUUUUUUGCUCUGUGUGCGGCGGCGAGUUUAAUCGCGAAUCGGCCUUACCAGAAGGUAUCAUCGGAUUUAGAACCUUUUGUAAUCCCUGGUUUGCCUGAUGAAAUCAAGUUGACUCGUAGUCAAGUGCCGGGGUUUUUGAAAGAAGAGGUUGAAACGGAUUUCAUUAAGCUUUAUUGGGCGAGUAAAGAAGUUGAAUCCAGAUGUUAUGGGUUUCUUAUCAAUAGUUUCUAUGAGCUUGAACCAGCUUAUGCUGAUUAUUACAGGAGUGUUCUAGGGAGAAGGGCUUGGCAUAUUGGUCCCCUUUCGCUGUACAGUGACUUUGAGGAAGAUAAUGUACAGAGGGGAUCUUCUUCCUCCAUUGAUGAGGAUCAAUGCUUAAAAUGGUUGGAUUCUAAGAACCCUGAUUCGGUUCUCUAUGUAAGUUUUGGUUCUCUUGCCAGUUUAACCAAUUCUCAGCUGCUGGAAAUUGCCAAGGGCCUUGAAGCUACAGGGCAAAACUUCAUUUGGGUUGUGAAGAAAGCAAAAGGCGAUGAAGAAGAGUGGUUGCCUGAAGGAUUUGAGAAGAGAGUAGAAGGGAAAGGACUGAUCAUCAGAGGCUGGGCACCGCAAGUUCUGAUUCUUGAUCACCGGUCUAUUGGUGGGUUUGUGACUCACUGUGGCUGGAACUCUGCUUUGGAGGGAGUCACUGCUGGCGUGCCGAUGGUCACAUGGCCAAAUUCUGCUGAACAAUUCUACAAUGAGAAGCUGCUAACUGAUGUCCUGCAAAUUGGGGUCGGUGUUGGUGCUUUGUAUUGGGGCAGAGCUGGGAAAGAUGAGAUAAAGAGUGAGGCUAUAGAGAAGGCAGUCAACCGAGUUAUGGUGGGUGAAGAAGCUGAAGGAAUGAGAAGCAGAGCAAAAGCACUUGGAAUUCAGGCAAGGAAAGCCAUCAAAGAAGGCGGAUCAUCUUCCUCUGAUUUGAAUGCUUUCUUUGAAGAUCUGAGGUCUCGGGUUUGAAAGUUUUCGUUCAAAAAUGUGUGCAAGGAAGUUUCUGAAUCUUCUUAUUAUAUCCUUACAGUAAUUGAAGGGUUAGAUGAAUAACUGGUGAUUCCUUAACCAGAAAUAUCUAUACAUAUGAAGAUUACUAGGAGCAUUUGAGGCAUGUUGGGAGCCAUUUGUGGGGUCUUGAGUCUUUAACAAUCUAUAAUGGUUCAGUCAACGUGGGUCAUUAAUCCCCUCUUGUUCUAUUACCAUUUACCAGAUAUAAUACAAUAUACAUCUCCAUACAUAAACACUCAAAUUUAUGUUAAUUUGAGCUCCAUCUUCGACAUAUACAUUGUACAACUACCACAGAAAUCAAUGUCUAGUUUUUUUUCUACGAUUA
Cucumis melo (muskmelon) is the source of this 1801-nucleotide messenger RNA. RefSeq names its product UDP-glucose flavonoid 3-O-glucosyltransferase 7-like. Bases 1 to 1434 code for a protein of 477 amino acids. The transcript has a single exon. The record is from RefSeq and is a predicted model, not a curated record. Gene Ontology annotation, molecular function: UDP-glycosyltransferase activity. NCBI's taxonomy places the organism in Eukaryota, Viridiplantae, Streptophyta, Magnoliopsida, Cucurbitales, Cucurbitaceae.